Anopheles coustani is the source of this 2046-nucleotide messenger RNA. RefSeq lists its product as uncharacterized. The transcript has a single exon. NCBI's taxonomy places the organism in Eukaryota, Metazoa, Arthropoda, Insecta, Diptera, Culicidae. Bases 1 to 2046 code for a protein of 681 amino acids. The record is from RefSeq and is a predicted model, not a curated record.
AUGCUUCCCGGAGCAGGACCGAACAAACAGCAAGUUUGUUUAGUGUUGCACGACAUGUGUCCCCAGGCAGGUGCUCGCGUGACACCGAUAUUCCUAUCGCUGCUGCUACUGCUGGCCAUCAUCGAGACGCACCGAACGGUCGGGGACAUUCCGGUGGACGAGUAUGACGACGAGCAGCUGUUGACGGUGGUGCCCUGCAUUCGGCGACUGUGCGAGAAGUACUUUCACUCCGAGCGCGCGAUGAAGGGCUCGCUGGCCAUCAUCAACAUCAAACCGGACGCGUCCGCCUUCCAGCUGAACAUCCUGAAGUCGUUCAACGAGGAUGCCCGCCACGAGAUGGGAGUGAUGGUGAAGGACGCCCGCAAGAAGCACUGGAACGCGUCCCACGUGACGGAGCGGGCCAAGAACUACCUGAUGCUGAUUGGGGACUCGUCGGAGCUGGCCGCUCCGAUCCAUCAGCUGCGUCGGCUGCCAACGUGGAACCCGCUGGCGCAGGUGGUGGUACUGUUUACCUCCGAAAUGACUCCACUGGUGUUCGAGAUCGAGGUGCGGAACGUUCUGCAGGAGCUGUUCGACAACUCGGUGCUGAACGUGAACGUGAUGGUGCAACGGUACAACACGAGCGUGCUGGAGGUGUGGACCUGGUUCCCGUACGAGAGUGGCGGAUGUGCGGACAACAUCGACCAAAUCCGGCUGGUGGAUGAGUGCGAGUACGUCGAGGUGGAACCGGACGAGGAGGCGAACGUGCGGGGCUCGUGGAUGUUCCGCGAGCGACACCACUUCUCCGACUUUGGGCCCAAGAUCCCGAAGUACUACAACUACUGCCCGCUGAAGAUUUCCACCAGCAUCUGGGAGCCGUUCGUGGUGGGCAACGAGAGCCUCAUCGAGAAGGGGCUCGAGGUGCUGAUGCUGGACACGAUCACGGCCCGGAUGCGCCUCAUUCCGGUGUACAACGUGAUCGAGGCGUCGCGUGCCACGGCCCGCAUCACCGCCGACAACCAGACGGGCCUGUACGCGGACGUGAUCCAGCGUCGGACGGACCUAAUGAUCGGUGGGCUGUACGAGAACCCGAUCAGUCGGAAGCUGCUGUCCGCCACCAUUCCCUAUUACCAGGAUGACCUUACCUGGUGCGUACCGACGGCCCGGCACGCGCCGAAGUGGCUGAACGUGUUCAUCAUCUUCAACAUCUGGACGUGGCUGAUAGCGAUCUUUAUCAUUUUCGCGGCGGCCGCACUCAUGUACCAGUUCAACUACGUCGAGGGCCUGUACCGUGAGAACUACACCUGGGUGUUGCUCCAGUCGCUCGCGUUCUCGCUCAGCGUGUACGCACACUACUGGCCGCGGCGUGUGUCGAUCCGCUUCUUCCUCAUCGGGUACAUGUUCUACGGGCUGCACUGGAACGCCGCGUACCACAGCUUCCUCAUCUCGGUGCUGACGCGCCCACGGUACGAGAUGCAGAUAGCCACCGUCGAGGAGGCGAUCGAGGCAGGGUUUCAGUUUUCCGGCGCCGAAAGUACCCUGCCCCACUUUGACAAACCGGAUGCCAUCUCGCGCCAUCUGGCUGCCGUGUACCGGGUAUGCCCUCAGAUGGAUGAGUGUUUGGCACGGUUGCGCACGGAGCGCACGCAGGCGGUGGCCAUCUCCCGGGCGCACUCGAGCAACAGCCGGCUGAUCGGUGAAGCGGAGAUGUACUGCUUCCCAAAGACCGAAAACGUGUACACGUACUCGGUGAGCAUGCUGGCCAAGAAGGACUUCCAUCUGCUGCCGAAGAUGAACGACCUGAUACGGCGCAUCAGCGAGUCCGGCCUGCUCGGGAAGUGGCAGAAGGAGAGCCAGAAGAUCCGCAUCGACGAGGGCGACGAGGACGACACGGUCGGGGCCGACGGUCAGACCAUCCUCCGGCUCGAUCACAUCGAGGGUGCGUUCCUGCUCGGUGCCGUCGGCGUGGGACUCUCCCUGCUGGCGUUCGUCGGCGAGCUGGUGUACUACCGGGCGAAGAGGAAGUACCGAUGGCGUAAUAAUCUUCUCGAUCGAUUGAUUUGCUAA